AUGGCAGACCUGGUGUGGUCUAGUGAACUUUACUUUGGGGUGGUUGCUACUAGAAAUUGGAGAAGUUUAUUGAAUGAAACACAAUUAAUAAAGAUGUUCUCUUACCCUUUUAGGCCUUCACAUUGGGGAGGUUUCAUUGAGCGAUUGCAACUGCUUGUAGUGAAUUCUGCCGCUUUGAGGAACUCAAAACACAUAACUCCAGAUGCCUUUCUGCAGUUGACAUCUGACACCCGCCGGGUUCUCUCUCGAGAGUGCAAAACAGUAUCACAGCAUGAGUUUCAUGCAGUCAUGUUUUCUGGGUCUCUCAAAGCUUCUGUUGGUCAAUGCCAUGGGGCAAGUCACUCUGCAGUCUGGCUACCUAUUGAUCUAUUUUUAGAAGACGCUAUGGAUGGGUCACAAGUGACGACAACUAGUGCUGAAAGGAAUCCUAGUGAGGGUCCAAUACCUCGCCUUGAUACAUGCUUGUCCAUGUUAUUGUCUAUUACAACCCUUGUAGUGGCCAAUCUUAUUGAGGAAGAGGAAAGUGAAUUGAUUGAUGAAACGGAACAGAGCCCUUCCAGUCAAAGAAAAGAUAAGGAGGGGAAACGUCAGAAGGGUCUAAUUUCUUCCCUGCAGCUAUUGGGUGAUUACGAGGGCUUGUUGACUCCGCCUCAGCCUGUUAGCUCAGUAGCUAAUCAAGCUGCCGCAAAAGCUACUAUGUUUAUCUCAGGCCUCACUGUCAGCAAUGGUUAUAGCAUGAGCAUAAAUGACAUGCCAAUCAACUGUUCUGGAAACUUGAGGCAUCUGCUUGUUGAGGCUUGUAUUGCAAGGAAUAUGUUGGACACAUCAGCAUAUUUAUGGCCAGGCUAUGUGAAUGCUCGUGCCAACCAAGUACCUAGGGGUCUUCCCAGUCAAACACCUGGCUGGUCAUCAUUGAUGAACGGGUCACCUUUAACCACCCCAAUGAUAAACAUUUUGGUUUCAACUCCAGCUUCCAGCUUACCAGAGGUCGAGAAAAUAUAUGAGAUUGCAGUCAACGGUUCUGAUGAUGAGAAGAUAUCUGCUGCUGCUAUUCUUUGUGGAGCCUCUCUUGUUCGUGGUUGGAAUAUACAGGAACAUACAAUUCUUUUCAUUAUAAAAUUGCUGUCGCCUCCAGUUCCUGCUGAUUACUCUGGGAGUGAGAGUCACUUGAUAAAUUAUGCUCCACUUUUAAAUGUUCUUCUUGUUGGAAUAACAUCUGUGGAUUGCGUGCAGAUUUUGUCCUUGCAUGGUUUGAUUCCACUACUUGCUGGUGCAUUGAUGCCCAUCUGUGAGGCCUUUGGCUCCGCUGUUCGCGAGGUCUCAUGGACUCUUCCAACAGGGGAAGAACUUUCUUGUCAUGCAGUGUUUUCUAAUUCAUUUACACUUCUGCUGAGAUUGUGGAGAUUUGAUCAUCCACCUAUUGAUCAUGUGAUGGGAGACAUACCACCAGUGGGAUCUCAUCUAAGCCCUGAAUACCUCCUACUUGUACGGAAUUCCCUAUUAGCUUCCUCUGGAACUUCAACUAGGCGUCAACUCAGACGUAGGAGAUACUCCAAAAUGAUGAGUCUGUCUGUAGAACCCAUAUUCAUGGAUUCUUUCCCGAAGUUGAAACAAUGGUACAGGCAGCAUCUGGAAUGUAUUGCUUCUACCUUUUCCGGGCUUGUACAUGGGACCCCUGUUCAUCAGAUUGUUGAUGUGCUCCUCAAUUUGAUGUUCAGAAGGAUAAAUAGAGGUGUUCAGCCUUCGACUUCUACGACUUCUGGAAGUAGUCUUUCAUCUGGCCCUGGUGCUGAAGAUGUUCAAGCUAGACUUAAAAUACCCGCAUGGGAUAUCUUAGAAGCAACUCCAUUUGCACUUGAUGCUGCUCUGACAGCCUGUGCCCAUGGAAGACUCUCUCCCCGUGAACUGGCUACAGGGCUUAAAGAUCUUGCUGAUUUUCUACCAGCAUCUUUGGCCACCAUUGUAAGCUACUUUUCAGCUGAAGUUACACGGGGCAUAUGGAAGCCAGCUUUUAUGAAUGGAACUGAUUGGCCAAGUCCAGCUGCAAAUUUAUCCUCUGUUGAGCAACAGAUAAAGAAAAUACUGGCUGCCACUGGUGUUGAUAUCCCAAGCCUUUCUGUAGGGGCUACAUCUCUGGCUACACUUCCUUUGCCAUUAGCUGCCCUAGUAAGCCUCACAAUUACUUAUAAAUUGGACAAAAUGUCUGAAAGGUCCCUCACCCUGAUUGGCCCAGCCGUGAAUGCCCUUGCUGCUGGGUGCCCCUGGCCAUGCAUGCCCAUUAUAGCCUCUCUAUGGGCCCAGAAGGUUAAGCGUUGGAGUGACUACCUUGUGUUCUCUGCUUCUCGUACUGUAUUCCACCAUAACAGUGAUGCUGUAGUUCAGCUUCUGAAGAGCUGCUUCACGUCCACUCUUGGUUUGAACCUCCCUCACAUUUCCAGCAAUGGUGGUGUGGGUGCCCUUUUAGGUCACGGGUUUGGCUCCCACUUUUCUGGCGGGAUCUCUCCUGUUGCCCCUGGAAUUCUCUACUUGCGAGUGCAUCGAUCUGUAAGAGAUGUCAUGUUUAUGACAGAAGAAAUUCUCUCGCUCCUAAUGCAUUCUGUUAGAGAUAUUGCAAGUAGUGUGUUGCCUAGAGGGGCAAUGGAGAAAUUGAAGAAAAGCAAACAUGGGAUGCGAUACGGGCAAGUUUCUCUUGCUGCAGCAAUGGCACGUGUCAAGCUUGCAGCUUCACUUGGGGCUUCUUUAGUUUGGAUAUCUGGUGGAUUAAGUUUGGUUCAAUCUUUGAUUAACGAAACCUUACCCUCUUGGUUUAUAUCAGUCCAUGGGUCGGAGCAGGAAGGUGGAGAAUCUGGAGGUAUGGUUGCAAUGCUAAGGGGUUAUGCACUUGCGUACUUUGCAAUUUUUUGUGGGACAUUUGCAUGGGGUGUGGACUCAGAAUCAGCAGCAUCAAAAAAACGGCCAAUGGUGCUCAGAACCCACUUAGAAUAUCUAGCAAGUGCUCUAGAGGGGAAAAUAUCGCUUGGUUGUGAUUGGGCUACCGCAUGGGCAUAUGCAUCUGGGUUUGUGUGCUUGAUGGUGGCUUGCACACCCAAAUGGGUGCUUGAGGUUGAUGUGGCUGUAUUGAAGAGGGUGAGCCAGGGGUUGAGGCAAUGGAAUGAGGAAGAACUGGCUGUGGCCUUGCUGGGACUGGGUGGAGUUGGUACAAUGGGUGCAGCUGCUGAACUGAUUAUUGAAAUUGGGCAAAGGAUGGAGGCAAAGGUGUUACCGCUAACAUGCACGCCUCUCUUUCCAUCUAUUCCGUUUCAAGCUAAUAUCCGCUCUGUCCACUUCAAGCCCAGAAGCUUAAGCUGCUCCGCAGCUAUGAGAAAGAGCACAGCCAAGACCAAAGAAGGAGAAGAGAAACUUCUUGAAGGAAUGCCAAAGGAGUAUUACGAUGAUGAAUGGCAAGCCCAACAACGAGAGAAGAGUAAGGAGUUGGAAAGGCUACGUCAACAAGAAGAUGAUGAAGAAAAAAGGAUGGUUGAAAACUAUCGUGAAAUUGGUAUACGGUUGAAGGGGUAUCCUGAGGAAGAUGUUAAAAAGGCAAAGAAACUGGUUUCAAGCUUUAUCAGAGCUGAAGAAGAAGUAGAAGAGAAAAUUGAGGAAGCUGCUGAGAAAGGAGAACUCACUGAACUUGUUCUAAUGGUUAUAUGGAAUCGCCUUGAUCUUGCUCGGCGUGAUGAAGAAAAGGAUGCUAUUCGAAGUCUAGAUCUUUUGUACAGGAGAAUUGAGACAGAGAUUUUGAAACGAGAGGCGACUCCUUCCAUGAGACUGCUCAAUGAUCUUUUGAAUAUGCACGAUGGUUUCAAUGAUGAUGAGUGGAUAAAAGAAUGCAGAAAAGGCAUGAUUGACACCUUUCCACGGGAGGACCCAUUUAGCAUUCUUGUUCCACCUGGGUUUGACAUUGAUCAGCAUGCAGGGCCAGUAAGACCACCACUAGAAGCCGAUGAUAUUCUCUUGAGGGUAGAUUUUGUAAGAGAGGUUGAUGCUUUGCUCCAAGAGGUUCGGCAAGAACAAAGUGAAGAACAGAAUGUAGAAGGGCUUGAUCCUGAAUCUGUUGCAAGCAAACUGAAGCAACAAGAGAAGCAACGAACAAUACACAAAGUAGAAGCCCUGCUAGAUCUGGCCAUUAAUUUAAAAUGGUAG
Dovyalis caffra is the source of this 4182-nucleotide messenger RNA. The record is from the annotation of a GenBank genome assembly. NCBI's taxonomy places the organism in Eukaryota, Viridiplantae, Streptophyta, Magnoliopsida, Malpighiales, Salicaceae.